CGUAGCCCCAAUCUCCGUCUGUCAGAGCGUAUGGGUCGCCAUUGUUACCUCUUCUGAUUUCUGGGUUUGCUUGGAGCGGAUGCACGGCUCCUUGUCGGGGGGGCAGCCCUCCCUUGCCCUCAGCGAGUUAUCUACCACUCUGCCGGGCGUUCGUAGAUAAAGCGGGGAAGGUCCCGAGCUGGGACUCCAGCCCAUUCCGCCAUGAGCAAACGGAAGGCGCCGCAAGAGACUCUCAACGCGGGCAUCACCGACUUCUUGACGGAGCUUGCAAAUUAUGAGAGAAAUGUGAAUCGAGCAAUCCAUAAGUACAAUGCUUACAGAAAAGCAGCCUCUGUGAUAGCCAAGUAUCCAAGCAAAAUAAAGAGUGGAGCAGAAGCAAAGAAACUGGAUGGAGUAGGAGCAAAAAUUGCUGAAAAGAUUGAUGAGUUUUUAGCUACUGGAAAACUACGUAAACUGGAAAAGAUUAGGCAGGAUGAUACAAGUUCUUCCAUCAAUUUCCUGACAAGAGUUAGUGGUAUUGGUCCAUCAGCAGCAAGGAAGCUUGUAGAUGAAGGGAUUAAAACAUUGGAAGAUCUUAGGAAAAAUGAAAAUAAAUUGAACCACCAUCAGCGAAUUGGGUUGAGAUAUUUUGAAGACUUUGAGAAGAGAAUUCCCAGAGAAGAGAUGUUACAAAUGCAAGAUAUUGUUUUGAAUGAAAUUAAGAAAGUUGAUUCAAAAUAUAUUGCUACAGUCUGUGGAAGUUUCCGACGUGGUGCAGAGUCAAGUGGAGAUAUGGAUAUUCUCCUCACCCAUCCUAGUUUCACUUCUGAGUCAACUAAACAGCCUAAGCUGUUGCACCAAGUUGUAGAACAACUGCAGAAAGUCCACUUCAUCACAGAUACUUUGUCCAAGGGAGACACAAAGUUUAUGGGUGUUUGUCAGCUAUCAAGUGAAGAUGAAGAAGUUGCAUAUCCAUAUAGAAGAAUUGAUAUCAGAUUGAUUCCCAAGGACCAGUAUUAUUGUGGUGUUCUUUACUUCACUGGCAGUGACAUUUUCAAUAAGAAUAUGAGGGCCCAUGCCCUAGAACAGGGUUUCACAAUCAAUGAGUAUACAAUCCGGCCCUUGGGAGUCACUGGAGUUGCUGGAGAGCCGCUCCCAGUGGACAGUGAAAAAGAUAUAUUUGAUUAUAUUCAAUGGAAAUACCGAGAACCUAAGGACAGAAGCGAGUGAUACCUUUGUCAGUGCCACGAACCACCAUAUAGCAAUCUUUAGUUCUUGAACUUACGACGUAAGAAUUCUUACUGUUUAUAAAUGAUAGCUUCCUUUUCACUCUUUUAGGCUUGUGAUCAUUAAAAUAUCCAGCACAA
This is a messenger RNA of Antechinus flavipes (yellow-footed antechinus), 1346 nucleotides long. It is a transcript of the gene POLB, whose product is annotated as DNA polymerase beta. Lineage: Eukaryota; Metazoa; Chordata; Mammalia; Dasyuromorphia; Dasyuridae. The record is from RefSeq and is a predicted model, not a curated record. The transcript has 14 exons. Gene Ontology annotation, cellular component: nucleus. Gene Ontology annotation, molecular function: DNA binding; DNA-directed DNA polymerase activity. Gene Ontology annotation, biological process: double-strand break repair via nonhomologous end joining. Bases 202 to 1209 code for a protein of 335 amino acids.